AUGGUCCUAUCUGAAGUCCGGAUGGCAGUGGAGCGAUUCGACCGCGAUCUGAAUGUUAUUUGCCGCUGCGCAAAAGAACGGGAAGCUGCCGCUAAGCGCGACCUGGACAAGGAGGCACCGGCACUCCAAAGAAAGAUUGCGGCGAUUCGCAACCGAAGGACACAGCUAAAGGAGGAACUGACUGCGUGUCGACAAGAAGAAGAUCAUGCCCGUCAGCGACUGGUAGAGCUCGAGGAGGCCUACGAUGCGUCUGUUCAGCAUAGGCUUAUGGUCUCGGCCUUGCCAAGCACGCAGACUUUGCUUGACUUCAUACUCGGCGACCCGGCUCCCUCAGAUUGCGCGUCGCCCAAGCCACUUGCUUCAACACGGCCUUGUCCAGAGUCCUUCUUGUCUAGCGCCACCUGCGUCCAUCCCCACCUCUCCAACGAAGAGACAGGCCGAAUACAUGCAUGA
Colletotrichum godetiae is the source of this 453-nucleotide messenger RNA. RefSeq lists its product as uncharacterized. The coding region runs from base 1 to 453 and encodes 150 amino acids. The record is from RefSeq and is a predicted model, not a curated record. Lineage: Eukaryota; Fungi; Ascomycota; Sordariomycetes; Glomerellales; Glomerellaceae. The transcript has 3 exons.